Molecule: messenger RNA, 2618 nt
Organism: Petromyzon marinus (sea lamprey)
Lineage: Eukaryota; Metazoa; Chordata; Hyperoartia; Petromyzontiformes; Petromyzontidae
Gene: PIGB
Product: phosphatidylinositol glycan anchor biosynthesis class B
Biological process (GO): GPI anchor biosynthetic process
Cellular component (GO): endoplasmic reticulum membrane
Molecular function (GO): alpha-1,2-mannosyltransferase activity
Source: RefSeq, a predicted model, not a curated record
UUCGUCCUCCCUGGCUCCGCCCCCCGUCACCCUUUCUGGGCGUGGCCGACACGAGGGCCCUCAACACGGAAGCGAAUGUGUGGCAGGGCAUAUGGAGCCUGGCAACGGGGAGGAGAGCUUCCCAAGUGGACUCCGGGCACGAGUCUCCAUCCACCGCCCAGCUGCAAGGACAAGCCGAGACAAGGAGCACGACGAGAAAGAUGAUCAGCUCUCGCCCACUGGCAUCUGGGGCUCGUGCUGGAGGCUGUACGCGGCGCUGUCCACAUUCCGGGUGCUGAACUGCCUGCUUGUGCAGUCCAGCUUUGUGCCAGACGAGUACUGGCAGUCGUUGGAGGUGGCACACGCGCUGACAUUCGGGUAUGGACACUUGACUUGGGAAUGGCGGGAGGGCAUCCGUGGCUACGCAUAUCCAUUUGCCAUUGCACUCCAAUACAAGCUGCUGAAGGCCUUGGGUCUGGACUCGACCACACUACUGAUAUGGCUGCCCAGGCUGUCCCAUGCUCUGUUGGCAGCGUUUGCCGACUUGAAGCUCUACCAUGCGGCAACCGACCUGUCGGGAGCACGGGUGGCACGCUGGGUGUUGCUGUGCCAGCUGUGCUCCUGGUUCACGUGGUACUCGUGCACGCGCACGCUCACCAACAGCGUGGAGGCAUCACUCACGUGCAUCGCCAUGGCUCACCUGCCUUGGGCAUCACGCAGUCCUCGCAGCAGCAUGGCGAGGUCCGUGUGCGUGCUUGUGCUGGCCGUGCUCGUCAGGUCAACGGCGGCCGUGCCGUGGUCGCUGCCCAUGGCGGUUGCACUUUGGCGCCAGAGACCCCCGCCAUGGGCCCCACUUGGACACUCACUUGCAAUCGGCCUUGCAGGCCUCACUGCAUCACUGCUCAUUGACCGGAUGUGCUACGGGGAGUGGGUGUGCGUGCAGCUGCGCUUCUUCUUGGUGAAUGCGGCCCGGGACAUCGGCUCAUUCUACGGGAGCCACCCGUGGCACUGGUACCUGAGCCAGGGCCUCCCGGCUGUGCUGGGGCCGCUGCUGCCGCUGGCGCUCGCCGGGUGGCGACACGCGCCGCUCACUAUGCGCGGAGCUGUGCUGGUCACCCUGCUGACGUACAGCCUCCUGAGUCACAAGGAAUUUCGCUUCAUCUACCCCGUGCUACCUUUCUGCCUCAUCAUGUGUGGCCACAGUCUGCGACGCCUGUGGUCUCCGGGAGCCACGCGGGGGCUGCUCCUCGCUGCCCGACGGGGCCUGGCGCUGGUGCUGCUGCUGUCGAGCUUGAUGGGCGGCCUCUACCUGGGUCUAGUGCAUCAGCGUGGCACACUUGACGUGAUGGGCGACGUGCGAGCCCUGUGUGGGCCCUCUGAGGCUCAGCGCUCUGUGUGGUUCCUCACGCCGUGCCACAGCACGCCGCUGUACAGCCACGUGCACUGCCGGUUGGACCUGCGCAUCCUGGAGUGUCCGCCAGACCUCGACGGGAACCCUGACUACCGGGAAGAGGCAGAGGAGUUUUACCGUGAGCCUGUCCAGUGGCUGCGAGCUGAGUUUUCUGUGAGAAGGGAACCUUCCCACGUGGUGCUGUUCAACACCCUCGAGCCUGUUGUGGAAAAGUUCUUGGCCGAGCGAGGUUUCGUCAGAACAGCCUCUCACUUCCAUACACACUUCCCUGAAGGGCGGCUCGGUAGCCACAUCGGCUUAUUCGAGCGACAAAAUGUGAGCCAGAUUGGCAGCUGACUUCUUGCCAAGCUUGUUCACCCCCAAUGCUCUUUUGAGGGCAGGCGUGGAGGAGGAGAGGCAAGAUGAAAUGAGAGACGAGGCAAAAGUUGAUGAGAUGAGAAGAGAUUGGAUGACAUUAGAUGAAAGAUUAAUUGAGACAUGAGAGAACAGACUCGAUAGGAUAAGGUUUUAAACAAUCAACGUGGUUGAUUGCUUCUGAACAUUUUAAAUCAUUGCCUUAUACUUCUCAUACAGUCAACACUUGUUUAUCCAGAGUAAUGGGAGGAGGGGUGGCUUGGAUAAAACAACAACUCGGAUAAAUGACGGUAAACACAUUUAUUAUUUACCUAUUUAGAAUGGUGAUAAAAAUGAAGGUGAUGUCUAUAGUCUUAGCUCUUUCGGUAAAGUCACGUUGAAGGGAAACAAUAAAAUAAUAAAAUGUAUAUAAAACAAUAACAAUUUCCUUUCAACGUGACUUUACCGAAAGAGCUAAGCAUAUGAAUUACUGCAGUCACGAAAGCUUUAAAUCAAAAUGUAAGGUGAUGUCUGUUUUAAGUGAGUUUUAAAGCUAUUGCUUUACUUUCCAACAUGUUUGUGGUCACAUAAACACUAAGGUACUUACCCCCGAUAAGUGAGGAGCAGCUAAUAAAUAAACCAGCAUGUGUGUAGAAACAUUUAAAUGUAUUUUCUCAAACACGGUUCAUUCGCAAGAUGGAUGUGCCCGCAAAUAAUUGAGCGUUAACUAUGGCUUGCACCUCGGUUACGUUAUAGAUUUGUGUAAAAAAAAUCCACUGAAAACUGUUAACUUGUAUGGUUUAUUUUUUUGUCUUUCUGUUGUGGAAAUUAUUGUUUCUAAAAACUUGAGAAGAAAUUAAAUGAAACAUAAAAUUCCAAGAUACACCAUGUCAUA